AAUGAGCGGCGCGCGGCAGCGAAUCCCUCGUGCAUCCGCUUAUUGUUUGACAAAUUGAUUGCUCAUUGCCGCCGCCACCGCCGCUGCCGCCGCCGCCGCCGCCGCCGCCCGAUCGCGAUUGGCCUGGCGUGACGGUAAUUUCUGGCCGCGAUUCGAUCACGCGGCCAGCGAUUAACCGCGCCGCUUUUCCCAUAUCACUGCCGAGGGAAGAAAAACGCGCCCGCGAUUCCGCUUCGUCCAGUCGGCCGCGAGACGCUGCUACGCGAACACCCGUGUGGCAUCAUGUGGCGAUGUGUCAGCGUGGUCACGAAGGUUCUGUGUACCUUCGUCGCCGUAGACGUAGGUUGCGACACUCACACCUGCGGCAUCAACGCCAGAUGCAGCCUGACACCGGACGGCCGUCCCGUGUGCGCAUGUCUGAAUCUUCACCGUGGCGAUCCCCUCGGCGUCUGCGAGAAAGUGGAAUGUUCGAUCAACGAGGACUGCUACGACAACCAGGUCUGUCAGAACAACAAGUGCGUGAAUCCCUGCUCGCAGCUCUGCGGCACCAACGCUCUGUGCAGCGUUAGGAACCACCACACCACCUGCUCCUGCCCGUCGGACCACACCGGCGACCCGUUCAAGUACUGCAGCUACGACCCACAGGCGCCGUGCAAGAAGCCCGACAUCUGCGGCGCCAACAGCAAGUGCGAGGUGAUCGGCGGCACGCCCACCUGCAGCUGCCUGCCCGGAUUCGUGGGCUCGGCGAUCGCCGGCUGCCGCCACGAGUGCGAGACGGACUACGAGUGCGGCGAGCACCGCAACUGCGUGGGCUUUCGCUGCGAGGACCCGUGCCAGACGGCCUGCGGCAGCGGCGCCAACUGCAAGGUGCGGGCGCACCGCGCCGUCUGCACCUGCCCCGAGGGCUGGCUGGGCAACGCGCUGAGCCGCUGCUACCCGGAGUGCCAGAGCCACUCGGAGUGCCCGGCGGCCAAGCCGGCCUGCUACUACCAGAAGUGCGCGAACCCCUGCCAGGCGGAGAACGUCUGCGGGGUGCACGCCAACUGCGAGCUGCGCGGCUUCACCCCGGUGUGCAGCUGCCCGCGGGACAUGACCGGCGACCCCUUCAAGUACUGCCGACCCUUCAACGACGAUGACCUCUGCCACCCGAACCCCUGCGGCCAGAACGCCGAGUGCAACCCCGGCCACGACAGCACGGGCAGGAAGCGCCCGGUCUGCACCUGCCCGAGCGGCUUCUUCGGCAACGCGCUGCACCACUGCCAGCGCGGCGAGUGCAGCGGCAACGCCGACUGCCCGCACGACAAGGCCUGCAUCGACUACUCGUGCGCCAAUCCCUGCACCGGCCACGAGUGCGGCAACAACGCCGACUGCCAGCCCAAGCAGCACAUCGCCACCUGCGUCUGCCGCGCCGGCUACCGGGGCGACGCCCUCUACGCCUGCCACCCCAUCGCCGACUCGCGCGCCCUUCGCUACCUCCGCUACACCAAGUAGACACGUGCACCGAGGUGGACUGCCGAGCUAGUCAUCCGUCAGCCGUGCUGGGUUAAUUCCGUUUGUUUUUACUCUCUCUGAUAUUCCGAGCGAACGAUGCCAGUGGCCCCGCUUGGUGCCACUUGGACGUACGCUUGGUCGUACGAGGCGGGUGGUCCUUCGCUCCGCGACUGCUGCUCUUCGAAGAACAAAUAUUAGAAACUGAAUGAUAACUGCGGCUGUCGCCGACGCAAAUAAAGGCAAAUGCAAACGCGUUUUGUC
This is a messenger RNA of Phymastichus coffea, 1752 nucleotides long. RefSeq names its product neurogenic locus notch homolog protein 3-like. The coding region runs from base 283 to 1491 and encodes 402 amino acids. The transcript is spliced from 6 exons. Lineage: Eukaryota; Metazoa; Arthropoda; Insecta; Hymenoptera; Eulophidae. The record is from RefSeq and is a predicted model, not a curated record.